Molecule: messenger RNA, 2094 nt
Organism: Alternaria arborescens
Lineage: Eukaryota; Fungi; Ascomycota; Dothideomycetes; Pleosporales; Pleosporaceae
Exons: 1
Coding region: 1-2094 (697 amino acids)
Source: RefSeq, a predicted model, not a curated record
AUGAACGCAUAUACGUAUCAAACACUCGAAGGCCCGGAAUACAUCAGACUACUUGUGCUGCACCCAGCCUUGUCCAAGACCACGCCCCUACGGAUAGACUUUGUUUCAUCAAAACUCGAAGAUAUCGAAGGAGAUUACGACGCUGUUUCGUACACGUGGGGAAAACCAGUUUUGACGUUUCCCUUAUAUGUUGGCGAGGAUGGCAUGCAGGUCUAUGUUACGGAGAAUCUCGAUCGGGCACUUCGAUACCUACGCUACGAAACUCGCGAACGACUGCUUUGGGCUGAUGCUGCGUGCAUCAAUCAGAAAGAUAAUGAAGAAAAAGCGAUACAAAUCCCUCUGAUGGUCCAGAUAUUCCGGGGUGCACGAAGUGUCAUGGCUUGGCUCGAUCCGGGCGGAGACACUGCAAUCGAGCAAAAAGGCAUGCGGAUAGUUGAACGUCUAUCUCGAGCGCCCAAGAAUGGAGAUGAAUUGUUACAGGAAAAUCUCCACAGCGUACAAAGUUUCUUGAAACUUCCCUGGUUUAACAGACUGUGGAUAGUGCAAGAAGUUGUCUUCAGUAUAGAGGUUCGCUUGAUAUGCGGCGAAACGGAUCUUCCCUUCUCCCGGUUUAUUGCUGGGCUUUGUCAAGUGAAGCCCCUGCUCGAGGCUUCUUGCAACAACCCUGAAGACCUAGUAAGAAUAAGAGGCAUUGGCGAAAUUGAAAAACUCUGGAGCCACUAUUCGCGCUUCCAGACUUUAUUCGAUUCCGACGAUGAGAUCACAAAAGUCGAUGAAGUCACCGAGAUCACCGAUGUUGUGGCCUUGGUAGAGAAGUUCGCACUGUAUGGGUGUACAGAUCCACGAGAUCGUAUAUUCGCUUUGUUUAGCAUGGCGACCAAUGUCCGACCGGCAAGAUGCAAUCUCCAAGAAGAUCACGACUCCCAGACAGGCGACUCCCCCCGCACAAACGACGACCCACAAACAGAGUAUACUGAGCAUGGACAGAGUGAUAAAAUUUACAUGAAUAUUGACUAUGCGCUUAGUGUGGAUGAAACUUACGAGACUUUCGCGCUUGCUCGAUUGAAUGCAGACAAAGAGGGGGCGGAGCUGAUUUGGGAGGCCGUGUUUUCCCGUCAAUACUCACCUCGACCGAUCACUUGGCCGUCGUGGGUACCGGAUUGGCGGAUUCCACCUCGACAAACAAUGCCAGUUUCCUAUCAGAGGCUCUUGGGAGAUGGUUAUCAUGGGGUGGAUCUUAAGGCUCGCCGACUUGCAACAGGUGUUAUUCGGAUGAACAUCCCCAUUGGAAAGCACUACCCUGACGAAACAGAUCAACAGCUCUAUAAUGUCACAUGGAAGAUGUCGAGAAAAUCAGAGGAUGCCGCAACAUCAUUACAAUCACAGUUGUUGCAGCUGUACAGAAUGCUAUCCAACCCUGUGGUUGUGCAAAGAUCCGAUCAUUUUCCAGGAAUGCUAGCGCAUUCGUCUUCUAAGCUCAUCCCUAAGAUUUUCCCCGCUCUUCUCACCAAAAUCAUUCAUAAGCUUGUUGGCAAGGAGACUUUUACCUGUGAAGAUUCGGACGAAGACGAUAUGUCUUCGCAACUUGGACGGCAUUUCGCUAGGAUGUCGAUGAUACCUGAAGCAGAUGGUGCGCACUUCGGUCCAAAGCCAUCUUCUUCCGAUGUUCAAGAUGUUUUCGACAAACUGGAUCAAAAUCUGGGGGACACCGCAACCUUAUUUUGCUUUCAAGACCCAGGCACUGGUGUGCAUUCAUUCGGCUUGGGCGAUACGAGAAUUGAACCUGGUGAUCGCAUCAUACUUCUGGGGGAUCUCUAUCGCUCGGCAAGAUAUGGGUCAUCCACGACGACACUUGUACUUCGACAAUGCAAUCCAGCUGAAUCCGCACAUGUUGGAAGUCCGGUCUAUCAGCUUGUCGGUCGAGGCUAUAUAUAUGAUCCGACUUCUGUGUUGCUAAGAGCCGAGUUCAAGAAAUACUUCCAUUCCACUGAAGGUGAGAAGAUAAAUCCUCUUGGGUUUAAAAAGCGUUGGCGCAAAUUCUCAUCUUUCAACAAGACAUUCCAAAAGUCUAACUACGUGUUGAAUGUGGCUUAA